CUACCACCAUCUCUGAACCUCGAGUGUCGUUCGAUGCUUUCCCUUGGCGCUGCUAGUGUCGCUGUCCUUGCUCUUUCGAGCUUUCAAGCUACCGGAGUAGACGCGGCCUUUCAGUUGGUUCAAAAUCAUUCGGGUGUUGAUUUUUUGAAUAACUGGAUUUUCUAUGCCGGCAUCGACGCGAACAAUACCGGCAAUGUUCUAUUUCAGACGAAAGAGCAGGCACAACAGGAGCAGUUGACAUUCCUCAACUCGGCGGGCAAUUUCGUCAUCAAAGUUGAUAAUACUACUAACGGCCAAGGAAAUACAACAUUCGGCCGCAAUAGUGUGAAAAUCCUUAGUUCGUAUACGAUUUCGAGCGGCAAUCUUGUUCUAUUUGAUGCUUUCCACAUGCCUUAUGGAUGCUCAGUUUGGCCCGCGUUUUGGACACAAGGUCCUGUUUGGCCAGAUGAUGGUGAAAUAGACAUCGUAGAAGCUGUGAACAUGGAAACGACGAACAGUCUCUCCUUGCAUACUCUCAAUGGCUGCAAGCAUCCAGAUGCCUCCGUCUCAAAUAGUACUGAGACCGGAAACCUCAUUUCGACGGAUUGCUUCAACCAGACGAAUUUCAACCAGGGUUGUAUCGUCGAUGUGCCUGGCCCUUCAUACGGCGCAGCAUUCGCACAAUCCAACGGAGGUGUAUACGCACUCAAUUGGAACUCAUCGGGUAUCUUCAUUUGGUUCUUCCAGCGCGGAUCGAUACCCUCCGACCUUCCCACCGACUCGCCUAAUCCCGAUGGCUGGGGUUUACCAACAGCAGCAUACCCAGCUAGCAGCUGCGACUUCAAUACCUUUAUCAAACCUCAAACACUUAUCAUCGAUAUCACGAUCUGCGGCAACUUUGCUGGACAGCCGAACGUUUUCUCACAAACGUGCAGUGGGAACUGUCUAGACCUCGUUCAGACCCCUUCGAACUACAAUAAUGCGUACUUCGAGAUUGGGUAUAUUAAGGUGUUCCAGCAGUCGAAUGGAACUACGACUACAGUGUCGUCUACUUCGUCGGGCAAUGCUGCUGAAGCUACGACCUCGCAGGGCGGAUCAAAUCAAGGUAGUGAUGCUUCGCAGUUAGGUUCCCCGACUUCAUUGUUUAUGCUUACGCUUGUAUUUGGACUUCUUUUCGGAUACCUUUCUUGAUGACCUAAUUAUGAGAUGUUGAAAUGAUUUUAAUGUGCUUCUAUCGUGACGAUUUUCUUCAUCGGGACUUAUGAUACCUCUUCGCACGGACUAUUUGUUGUCGCUACCACCACCUGUUUCCUUGAUUUUAUGUAAGGUCGAAUGUACCCCCGCCCUAGUAUAGUCGAUUAGACCUUGCUUUCUACUGCUGUUCUUUAUUAUCUCAGAGUACAUGAUAUAUUUCAAAGUCUGUUGAAGACUUGUGUUUUC
Messenger RNA from Fomitiporia mediterranea MF3/22, 1419 nucleotides. RefSeq lists its product as uncharacterized. NCBI's taxonomy places the organism in Eukaryota, Fungi, Basidiomycota, Agaricomycetes, Hymenochaetales, Hymenochaetaceae. Gene Ontology annotation, biological process: glucan catabolic process. Gene Ontology annotation, molecular function: hydrolase activity, hydrolyzing O-glycosyl compounds. The record is from RefSeq and is a predicted model, not a curated record. The transcript is spliced from 6 exons. The coding region runs from base 34 to 1170 and encodes 378 amino acids.